AUGGUGGAACACGACCCGGUGGUGGGAGAGAAGCGCCGCGAACGUGAAGAUGACGUCGCGUCUCUUGACUCUCAGGCCACACAGGACGAUGACAUCCACGACGUCGUGGCCAAGAUGAAGGAAACUGUGGGUGUAGAUGUCGCGUUCGACGCGGCGGCGGCCGCUGCAGCAGUCGUUCCGCCUCCGGAGCCGCUGAAGACUGACUCAACCACACCCGUGCAGGACGCGGUGGCUGCUGCGGCUGCCGCUGGUGUUGGCGUCGACCCGAACGCGACUGCUAACGUCAAGUUCGACAGCAAGCGCAUGGCACGCGUUUCGUUCAACUCGUGGUUCGACUUCGACUCGUAUUUUGAAAUGUACAUGCAGGAGACGUUCCAGCCCUUCCGCAUGCGUUCGUCCUGCAGUGUCGAGGCCUACCGUCGUAAUCAGCAGAAGGUCAUGCUUAACAACAAGAGCUCGCGUGGUCGUCGCGCAGAGUUCCCGGACGAAGCCAUCCAUCACCACCGGAUAUACAUGUGUACGCACGCCAUGAAGGCGCGUUGCCGUGGAGCCAACACCCGUCCCGGACAGAAGUACCGCGGCAUCGGCUGCAUGGCCAAGAUCAAUGUUAAGAUCACCCCGGCCGACAACCCGUCCAAGUACAUGGUGAUCGUCACGGACCAGGUGGUGACGCACAAUCACCCAGUAAGCCGCGAGAUCUAUGAGGCGUACCCGGACGUACUGCUCAAGAUGAUGCGACGUAGCCAGCUGUCCCAGUCGAUGCUGGGUCACCCGCCUCCUCCCAAGUUCGAGACGCCUCAGCAGACGCAGAAGUAUGAGCGGGCAAUGAACACAUUCCAGUCCGUCGCCGAGACGAUGGCGCGACUGAGCGACGAGGACUACGAAGCGCAGCUUGGUCAGCUGCAGCGGCUCUACACGCCCGCCACGGAGCAAGACCAAACGGUCUGA
This is a messenger RNA of Phytophthora infestans T30-4, 948 nucleotides long. RefSeq lists its product as uncharacterized. The transcript is spliced from 4 exons. The record is from RefSeq and is a predicted model, not a curated record. Bases 1 to 948 code for a protein of 315 amino acids. NCBI's taxonomy places the organism in Eukaryota, Oomycota, Peronosporomycetes, Peronosporales, Peronosporaceae.